This is a messenger RNA of Prunus armeniaca (apricot), 180 nucleotides long. NCBI's taxonomy places the organism in Eukaryota, Viridiplantae, Streptophyta, Magnoliopsida, Rosales, Rosaceae. The record is from the annotation of a GenBank genome assembly.
AUGGGUGCUGCAGAGUUUGUCAAUCUCUCCGGUGACAAGAUCGGUGAUCUUCAGUUUUCAAUUGACUACUUCGGCGUAGUGUCUUUGCAAAAAUCUAAGUCAUUGAUUGAACUCAAAGGAGUGUGUGUAGGUGAAGGCUAUCUGAUGCGUGCACAUCACAAUUGGUGUGGCAUCAACUAA